Messenger RNA from Bipolaris zeicola 26-R-13, 1488 nucleotides. RefSeq lists its product as uncharacterized. Gene Ontology annotation, molecular function: protein binding. The transcript has a single exon. Lineage: Eukaryota; Fungi; Ascomycota; Dothideomycetes; Pleosporales; Pleosporaceae. The record is from RefSeq and is a predicted model, not a curated record. Bases 1 to 1488 code for a protein of 495 amino acids.
AUGGCCAGCCCAGCAACCGCAAAACGCGACUCCAUGGACGCAACAGCAAACAGUCUUGAGACGAAAAUGAAAGCCGCUUCUCUUGAGCAGUCGACGCGCAAGCGACCAUUGGGUCUGAUGGACCUUCCGCCCUCUAUCCGCAACAACAUCUACAGAUACUGUUUAGACACUGAGAUGGUCAACCUGGGCGAGCCAAAUGUAUCAUACACACACAAGAUAGGCGACGGUGUGCUUAAAUUCUCGGCCUCGCGGAAGCCCUUCCCAAUCAAUAGCGGUCUCUUCUACGUCAACAAAGCGUUUAGUAAAGACGCACUGCGCUACUUUUACGAGAAGAAUCUGUGGGUAAAACUAGAUGUAUACACGGCAGAUGCACGGCACGCAAAGACUUUGCUGGAAGACUCUGGUCUACUGUUUUCCACUGCUCUACCAGACGCUGUCGAAAAGGCAACUCAGCAUGCCCUCGAGGUAGUGCUGGUGGAGAAGAACUCUGCGCAGAAACGUGCAAGCGUCAUGUUUCCAGCACAGUAUCUACCUCGUCUGAUCAACUUUUUCGAUCAAGCAAGUCGCGCAACGGCAAGUUGGGCGCCCAUGCACACACUUUUCUUGACCGUCAUGAAUACAUACGAAUUCCCCAUUUCACGACUCCAAGGCGACUUGCUCGAGCCAUUCAGGCUGCUCUCCAACUUUGGCGGCGUUACCGUCGACAGCAAGAACCUCCUACCGAGAUACGCAGAAGGACUGCAAAGCAUGAUGACAGAAAAGAGCUUCACAGCCGAAUCCUAUCUCGCCCGCGUAACCGAGCUAGCAGAUCUCUCCGACUCUGCGCGCGAAAAAGAAGACUACACCCUCGCAAACGAGUACGCAAACGCAGUCAUCGUAGCCCUAACAUAUGGCUACCUAACCCACCCCGAAAUCCUCCACUCACAAGACGAAUCCUUCAGCAAAUCUAUCCAGCGACUCCGCUGGCGCACAGAACUCGGAUUGGGCAUUUCCCUCUCCAUCCCCCUGCGUAGUCUCACAUCCACAAAACACUGGAUGCACACUUCCAACCCGACACCCGAAAUCAAAAAAGCAGCAAGGGAUUUACUCCUUGCUGAGACAUCAGUCUCCAAAGCCCUAAGUCUGGUUACCGACUCCCCCUCGCCAGCAUCAAACCCCUGGUUCCAUUCUCUACCUAUCGAACUCAUACCAAACAACAAGCCUACUUUCUUCACCGAGCGCGAAAAGGCGCAGACGUGGUAUGUACUCGGUACCGUGCACAUGGCGUUGGGCGAGAACAUCUUCGCAUGUGGAGAUAUGGAGCGCGCGCUGGAGCUUUGGGGGAAUGAAAGUGGGGUUGAUGAGGAAGACGGGUUGAGGGGCAGGAUCGAGGAGGCGUUUGAGAGGGCGAGAAAGGGGAUCGAUGGGGAUGCGGAGAGUAUGUGGGUUGGGGAUAUCAGGCCGGGGACGGGGUUGAAGAAGGCGGCGAGGUUGGCGAGGGGGUUAUAG